Abrus precatorius (Indian licorice) is the source of this 707-nucleotide messenger RNA. RefSeq names its product heavy metal-associated isoprenylated plant protein 23. The record is from RefSeq and is a predicted model, not a curated record. The transcript has 2 exons. The coding region runs from base 93 to 707 and encodes 204 amino acids. Lineage: Eukaryota; Viridiplantae; Streptophyta; Magnoliopsida; Fabales; Fabaceae. Gene Ontology annotation, molecular function: metal ion binding.
UGGCUUCCCUCUGUUUUUCAAUAUUAAUAUUAAUCCCUCUUUAUAGUUAUACAUUCAAAUAAUGAUCAUCACAUCUUCUAUAUAUAUAAUACAUGCACCCCUUCUUCACUCUCAUCAAACACCCCUUUUACUCCACUCAACUUCUCUCUUCUUGUGGCACACUCAACAACUUCAGCUAUCAAUAUUUUAUUAUCAUACAUAUUCAUUGGUUACAAAGCCAUCUUCACUUGUUUUGUGAAUAUACAGAAAUGGGUGUUGGAGGCACACUGGAGUACUUGUCUGAUCUAAUGGGAAGUGGCUACCACCACAAGAAGAAGAAGCAGCAGUUACAGACUGUAGAGCUAAAGGUGAGGAUGGACUGUGAUGGCUGUGAGCUUAAGGUCAAGAAAGCCCUUUCUUCACUAAGUGGAGUGAAAUCAGUGGAGAUAAACCGUAAACAGCAGAAAGUGACAGUAACUGGGUAUGUUGAUCCAAACAAGGUGCUGAAGAAGGCUAAGUCAACAGGGAAGAAAGCUGAGAUAUGGCCAUACGUGCCUUACAACUUGGUGGCUCAUCCUUAUGCUGCUCCAGCUUAUGACAAGAAGGCUCCUCCUGGUUAUGUGAGAAGAGUGGAGGUUUCUGCUAACAAUGCAACCGUCACAAGAUAUGAAGACCCUUACAUCACCAUGUUCAGUGAUGACAACCCAAAUGCCUGCUCUAUCAUGUAG